Messenger RNA from Pichia membranifaciens NRRL Y-2026, 738 nucleotides. RefSeq lists its product as hypothetical. Gene Ontology annotation, molecular function: phosphatase activity. Bases 1 to 738 code for a protein of 245 amino acids. The record is from RefSeq and is a predicted model, not a curated record. Lineage: Eukaryota; Fungi; Ascomycota; Pichiomycetes; Pichiales; Pichiaceae. The transcript has a single exon.
AUGGUACACCCAGUAAAAUUCAAAGCAUGCCUUUUUGACAUGGAUGGAUUGCUGCUUGACAGCGAAACUAUUUAUACUAUUUCAUUUUCCGAUAUCCUUAUCAACAAGUUCAGUAGAAAGGAAGGACUCACGUGGGAUGUGAAAGUGCAGCUGCAAGGACUGCCAGGAGUGAAGGCAUGCCAAGUGGUCAUUGAUUCGUACGGCUUGAACACGGAAACGACGGCAGAGGAAUUGUACAAACUGACAAGCGCAAGACAAGAAGAGUUGUGGCCCACUGUGGGAGUUUUGCCAGGAGUUCAGGAGUUGAUUGAAUAUUUGAAAAAAAAGGACAUUCCCAUUUGUGUUUGCACCUCUUCUUACAAGAACAAGUAUGAUUUGAAAACUGAGAGACACGACGCUCUGUUCAAGUUGUUCGAUGGAAAUAUAAUAACUGGUGAUAACCCAACUAUCGUCGGAAAAGGUAAGCCACUACCAUUCAUCUGGUGGAUGGGACUUGAUAUGAUAAAUAGCAAGAACGGUACGGAAAUAAAGCCCGAGGAAUGUUUGAUUUUCGAAGAUGCUUUGCCAGGGUUCAUCAGCGGUAAAAGGGCAGGUGGAUACGUCAUUUGGAUUCCGGAUCAAAGAGCUCUGGAGUUAAUUUCAAAAGAUGAGGUGGAAAAGUUGGUUGGAUCUAGCAACGAACACGGGAAAAUAUACAAGUCGAUGGAGAAUUUUCGGCCUGCUGAUUACAGUUUAUAG